Molecule: messenger RNA, 861 nt
Organism: Acanthosepion pharaonis
Lineage: Eukaryota; Metazoa; Mollusca; Cephalopoda; Sepiida; Sepiidae
Source: the annotation of a GenBank genome assembly
AUGUUUGCAUCACAGUUUGAUAAUUUUGCAUAUUAUCUAUCUCCGUUGCAUCAUAUCUAUUUCAGUUGCAUAAUAUCUCAGUUGCAUAUUAUCUAUCUUAGUUGCAUAUUAUCUAUCUAUCUCAGUUACAUAAUAUCUAUCUCAGUUGCAUAUUAUCUAUCUAUCUAUCUAUCUAUCUAUCUAUCUAUCUAUCUAUCUAUCUAUCUAUCUCUUAGUUGCUUAAUAUAUAUCUAUCUUCAAUCUAUAUCUAUCGCUCAAUAUUUCAGUCAUUCAAUAUCUAUCUAUCUAUCUCAUCACGUAACUUCUAUCUCUCUCUCUCUCAGUCGCUUAACAGCUAGCUCUCUCUCUCUCUCUCUCUGUCACUCACUAUCUAUCUAUCUAUCUAUCUAUCUAUCUAUCUAUCUAUCUAUCUCAUUAAUAUCUAUCUCUCUCAUUCGCUUAAUAUCUAUCUAUAUAUCUCUGUAUCUAUCUAUGUAUCUCAGUCUGUCCAUUAUCCAUCUGCCUUUUUCUUUGCAUCUCACUGUUAAUAUCUCUCCGUCUAUCUGUAUAUCUCUCUCACUCACUCACUCAAUCACUCACUCACUAUCUAUCUAUCUAUCUAUCUAUCUAUCUAUCUAUCUAUCUAUCUAUCUUAAUAUCCAUCUGAUGCUUAUAUCUAUCUAUCUAUCUAUCUAUCUAUCUAUCUAUCUAUCUAUCUAUCUAUCUGUUCUUUAUCUAAGUUUGUAUACAUGUAGAGAUACAGAUGAACAGAAAUCUCUCAUUCGCCCCCCCCAACCUCUUUCUCUAUGUUUGGACUUACAUAUGGUAGAUAGAAAGAAGCAAUCUCUAUCCCCCCCUCUCUCUCUCUAUCUAUCUAUGUAG